GCCUGGUUGAAAUGUUUCAUACUAUCAAUAUUACUAAAACAGUCGGAACAUACAAAACUUCAACUUCAAUUAUAUAUUUCAGCUAACAAAAAUUUUGCUCUCAAAAAGUACUGGACGCUGCCGUCAAGAUGAAUCCGCAGUUCGAGACUAUUGCAAAGACUUUCGUUGAUCAAUAUUAUAGUGCAUAUGAUAAUGAAAUUAAUCAUAAGAACUUGCCCACGUUCUAUAGCGAUACCGAUUCGCUAAUGACAUUGGACGGAACACAGAUAAAGGGUGCGACGAAGAUUCUAGAAAAAUUAAACAGCCUGAGCAUUCCGAGGAUCGAACGGCAGAUAGCUUCUGUGGAUUCACAGCCCACCCUUGAUGGCUCAGUGCUGAUCCAUGUGAUUGGAUCUAUGAAAUGGGAAGGUAUUAUUCCCAUCAACUUCUCACAAGUGUUUCUCCUGAAGACCUCUGGAACUCAAUAUUAUAUUGGUCACGACAUUUUUCGAAUUAUGCCAAACAAAGAGUAAUGCAUUUUAAAUUUAUCUGUUUAGCAUAUAUUGUAUUAAAAAAAGU
Drosophila subpulchrella is the source of this 558-nucleotide messenger RNA. RefSeq names its product probable nuclear transport factor 2. Gene Ontology annotation, biological process: protein import into nucleus. The transcript is spliced from 2 exons. Gene Ontology annotation, cellular component: nuclear pore central transport channel. The record is from RefSeq and is a predicted model, not a curated record. The coding region runs from base 129 to 512 and encodes 127 amino acids. NCBI's taxonomy places the organism in Eukaryota, Metazoa, Arthropoda, Insecta, Diptera, Drosophilidae.